Messenger RNA from Prorocentrum cordatum, 1094 nucleotides. The record is from the annotation of a GenBank genome assembly. NCBI's taxonomy places the organism in Eukaryota, Dinophyceae, Prorocentrales, Prorocentraceae.
GCGGAACUUCCAGCGCGAGCGGGACGAGUUCCGCCAGCGGUGCCAGGUUUGGGGCGUGAGCCCUCGGACGGUAGAGCAGGAGAACGCCAUGAUGCCCCUGUACCUCGAUGCGUCGUUCUUCGCGGGCUACAACCACGACCGCGCCGACGAGCUGCACGCAGCCGCGCGCUACUUCCCGCCGAACGCGGGAGUAGGCAACCACAGCAAGAUGGAGGCCACGCUGGCGGCCAUGAAGGGCCACCGGCGACUCGGCCACGGGCAGACGCGCUUCCCCUUACCGAAGCCGCUGGUCUUUGCGGCGGUGGGGCUCGCCCUCCAUUGGGACUGGCGCGACAUGGCCAUCGCGCUGUGCUUGAGCUGGGGCGCGUACUUGCGCCUCCCCACCGAUCUGCUGCAGCUGACGGGAGCCUCGCUGCUGCCGCCCACCCGCGUGAGAGGGCAAGCCCUGCCAGCCGCCGGCACGCGGGCCCUGCUGCUGUACCCAGAGGAGCAGCCGCUGCGGAGCAAGGCCAGGCAGCGCGACGAGAGCGCGGCCCUGGCGGCCAGCAUGUCGACCGUCAUCGGCAGCCAGCUCCAGUGCAUGACGGUGCGCCACGGGGCAGCCAGCUGCGACGCGGCCGAGGGCAAGCGCGGCCUGGCCGAUAUCCAGUUCAGGCUGCGCCAUGCUACGGACCGGCCCAGCAAGCGGCACGCGCAGCACGCCAGGUACCUGGCGGAGCUGGCCCCAGUCCCAGUGCCCAUCCUCAUCUACGGGCGCCAGGCGGAGCCGCGGCUGGCAGAGGUGAUCGCGGGGCGGCGCAAGCUAGCGCCACCUGCCACAUCGACGGCGACGGCGCCGCGAUCAACGAGCGAGUCUGGAAGGCGGGCGACGCAGGUCAGACAUAUCAGCGGGUCUCUCAUUCAGUUCUGCUUCGCAAGUGUCGGCGGGCCCUUCGAGAAGCUUUCCGCUGCGGCAGGCGUCUGCAAGGAGCUCGAAAAACAUGUGGACUGGGGCGUCGUGCAUCUCGGCGUCAUCGAUGACGAGGCCUUCGAUCUGACGAACAUCGCCCUCAUCCGAUUCAUCAAGGGCUGGAUCUCGGCUUGGGUGGUCCGAG